Manis pentadactyla (Chinese pangolin) is the source of this 7150-nucleotide messenger RNA. It is a transcript of the gene MIA3, whose product is annotated as MIA SH3 domain ER export factor 3. Gene Ontology annotation, molecular function: protein binding. Lineage: Eukaryota; Metazoa; Chordata; Mammalia; Pholidota; Manidae. The transcript is spliced from 29 exons. The coding region runs from base 236 to 5839 and encodes 1867 amino acids. Gene Ontology annotation, biological process: vesicle cargo loading; protein secretion; endoplasmic reticulum to Golgi vesicle-mediated transport. The record is from RefSeq and is a predicted model, not a curated record. Gene Ontology annotation, cellular component: endoplasmic reticulum exit site; endoplasmic reticulum membrane.
CACAACAUGGCUGCGGCGCCGGGGCUGCUCUUCUGGCUGCUCCUGCUCGGGCCGCCCUGGCGGGUGCCGGGCAAGAGAAGCUCAGCCGCAGAUCGGCGCUUCUCGGAGCACAAACUCUGCGCGGACGACGAAUGCAGCAAAACUGAGUAUUUGGCCAACAAAAAGAAAAACACUGCUACUACUAGUUUCUAGAUUGAGUGUGAUUUAAGUCCUGCACUUUAAGACUGAAGUGUUAAUGUACCGGGGUGAAGCUCUAGAAGAUUUUACAGGUCCGGAUUGUCGUUUCAUGAAUUUUAAAAAAGGUGACACUGUAUAUGUCUACUAUAAGCUGUCAGGGAGAUCGCCUGAAGUUUGGGCUGGCAGUGUUGGGCGUAUUUUUGGAUAUUUUCCAAAGGGUUUAAUCCAGGUAGUUUAUGAAUACACUAAAGAGGAGUUACAAGUUCCAGCAGAUGAGACAGAUUUUAUUUGUUUUGAUGGGGGAAGAGAUGAUUUUGAUAAUUAUAAUGUAGAAGAACUUUUAGGAUUUUUGGAAUUGGACAAUUCUGCAAGUGGAGAUUUUGAGAAAGCUCUAGAAAAAACUUCUCAGCCAGUGGAAAAGCUUCCUGAAGUAUCUGAGCACAGUGACCCUGAACCUGAACCAACAGAAGCCAACUCAGAGGAAAGUGAAGAUGUAUUCUCAGAAAACACUCAAGAACUUAGGGAAAGCUUUGGAACUCAGAAGAACCUCCCCCAUGGAAACAGUCAAACAGAUCAUGCACCAGGAGACCAAUCUUUAUUUGAACCUUUUGAAGAGAAACUGCAAGAUAAAUUAAAAGUGCCAGAAAGUGAAAACAACAAAACUGGCAAUAGUUCUCAGGUCUCAGAUGAACAGGAGAGGAUUGGCACUUAUACACUUUUGAAAAAAGACAUGACUCUGGACUUGAAAACCAAAUUUGGCUCAACUGCUGAUGCACUUGUGUCUGAUGAUGAGACAACCAGACUUGUUACUUCAUUGGAAGAUGAUUUUGAUGAGGAAUUGGAUGAGUAUUACAUAGUUGGGAAGGAAGAAGAGGAGAAUAAAGAAAACUUUGAUGAGGUACCAUUACUAACCUUUAUAGAUGCAGAAGAUAUGAAAACUCCAUUGAAAUCUGAAGUUGAGGAAUAUUUGACAGAUAAAGAGCAGAAUUCGAAUGAAGAGGUUAAGCUCAAGGCAGCUCAGCCCCCUGGCAUCAAAAGCAAUGAUAAGAAUAUACUAACAACCUCAGAGGAUACUAUCUUCUCGGUUGUCACUGAAGGCAAAGAACAAAUAGGUGUGGGUUUGGAGAGUUCCAAUUCAGGGGAAGAAAAGGAAGAUGAUAAUGCAUUAGUCCCAGAUAGCAAGUGGAGGAAACCGCAAUCACCAACAGAUCACACUGCCCCUAAAAAGGCAGAGGAAGGUCAUUUGACUGUAGAAGUUCCUAAAACAAAUGAUGACAAAGACCCACAAAUGGACACAGAACCUCACGUUAUAGGAAAAAGGAAUAAAGCUGAGGAAUCCAAGAGGGGCCUGGUACAGGAUGGGACAGAUCUAGAGGAUGAGAAGCGAGAAGGCAGGGCAGUUCACAGUUCUACUCAGAGCAGUAACCUCAACUCUCUGCCAGCUGCUGAAAAGCAUAAAGAGACAUUGAAGUCAGCCUUUGAUAACAAAGAAAAGGACCUAAAAGGAGCAGCUGUUCACAUCUCAAAAGGAGUGCUCCAUGAAGUAAUACCUGAAGAGCAGAUUUUGGAAGGUGGGUUGGAGCAUGAAUCAGUGCGUAAAGCUGCAGGGAAUCACGUGAGCAAAGGAAAGCUGAGACAGGAAGCCACAGAUACUGCUCUGCUGUUGGGAGACGAUCAGCAUAAUGCCUCCAAAGACAGUGUGGAGAAAGUAGAUGUUCUAGUAAGUGGACCCAAAACACACACGCUUUCAUUAGAGCGUCCAAGUGAGAAAUCUGAAGAGAAACAGCUUCUUAAAACUCACAACCAACGUUCACUCUUCUCUCCAGGUGAAAUUGAUUUGCCAAGAAAACUGGAAGAAGAGGGUCCCAUUCUGGGGAGAAAUCUUUCCUGGCAACGAGAAAGAGAUGUGGCUGCUGCAGUUAAUAAGCAAAUGAAUGAGAAGGUAAGGGUCUCUGAGGAAGAGGUCAAAAAGGACUCCUCAGCUGAAGAGUUCGUUCGUCACCAGCCAGUACUGGGCACACGGGAAGUGGAACCAGCACACCAGUCCGACAGCACAGAAGUUCCAGGUUCCCCUGCUGAGAAACCCCAAGCAGAAGAUGAUGGUUACACCUGCGAGGAACUACUGGAAGAUGAAAAUGCUGUAAGUGCAAAACAGUCUAAAGAAAAAAGUCCUGAGAUUAAGGACAGGUGGUUAGAUGUUAACCUGCAAGGCCCUGAAAGAACUAUUAUAGGUGCCACUAAUACUGAUUCAGAAGCUGAAGAAAACAAAGAAACUAGUAAUAUUUUGGAAAUUGAAAAAAAAAGUGAAACUGUGGGCAAAGGGGUGAACACAGUAGGCAAGGAACUGGAUGAUACAGUGGUGGAAAAAGAAGAAAGCCCUCUUGUAGAUCAGAAAGCACAGACACCAUCUGAAGUAAGUGACUUUCCUGACAAGAAAAAGAAUCAGGCUCCAAAGAUAGGUGAAGUGUCUGAGAAAAAAGAUUCUGAUUAUCUUAAAGAAAACAACCUUGAGGAACACCUGAAGGCCUCAGGGCUCACAAAAGAGCCUGGAGUAGAAGAACUCUCAGAAGAGGACCAGGGGGACUUAGGGAAAUUCAUGGGCACAGAAAGCCAGGGGUCUGCCUCUGAGGAACCUGAGGGUGGCCCGUUUCACUGGACUCCGCGUACAGCCACAGAGCUGGAGCACAGUGACUUGCCUAUCAUAGGCGGCUUCUUUAAAGAACUGCAGUCUUUGCAGCGGUUCCAGAAGUACUUUGAUGUCCGUGAGCUGGAAGCCAUGUUCCAGGAAAUGUCAUUAAAGCUGAAAUUAGCACAGCGGGAGAGCCUGCCCUAUAAUGUGGAAAAAGUCCUAGAUAAGGUCUUUCGGGCAUCUGAGUCACAAAUUCUGAGCGUAGCCGAGAAAAUGCUGUAUACGCGAGUGGCUGAAAAUAGAGAUCUGGGAAUGAAGGAAAAUAACAUACUUGAAGAAGCUGCAGUGCUAGAUGAUAUUCAAGACCUGAUCUAUUUUGUCAGGUACAGACACUCCACAGCAGAGGAGACUGUACCACUGGGAACAGCACAGCCUCCCGAGGAAGACUGGGGUGGACCAGCGGAAGAGAUACAGCCACCACUUGAAGACAAUUUCCCACAAGAUAACACAGAAGAUCUUAAAGUGCAGAUCCCUGAAGAGCCCAGCCACUUGGAUCAACCUGUGACUAGUGACACAAGUGUCUCAGAAGUGUGGCAGAAGCCAGACACUGAGAAAGACGCAGACCCAGGGAUAAUUAUAACAGAAAGCACUCCUCUUGAUCCUGUUGAUGCAAAAAAGCAACUAGAAACAAAGGCUGAGGAGCCAGCAAGUGUCACACCUUUGGAAAGUGCCAUUCUUUUAAUAUAUUCAUUCAUGUUUUAUUUAACUAAGACGCUAGUUGCUACAUUGCCUGAUGAGGUUCAGCCUGGGCCUGAUUUUUAUGGAUUGCCAUGGAAGCCUGUACUUAUCACUGCCUUCUUGGGAAUUGUUUCAUUUGCCAUUUUCUUCUGGAGAACUAUUCUUGUUGUAAAGAAUAGAGUAUAUCAAGUCACUGAACAGCAAAUUUCUGAGAAGUUGAAGAAUAUCAUGAAAGAAAAUGCAGAACUUGUACAAAAAUUGUCAAAUUAUGAACAAAAGAUCAAGGAAUCAAGGAAACAUGUUCAAGAAACCAAGAAACAAAAUAUGAUUCUCUCUGAUGAAGCAGUUAAAUUUAAGGAUAAAAUCAAGAAACUUGAGGAAACUAAUGAACUUCUAGAUGAUACAGCUCAAAGUCUGCGUGUCAUGUUAGAAUCAGAGAGAGAACAGAAUGCUAAGAAACAGGACUUGAUAUUGGAAAACAAGAAAUCUAUAGAGAAGUUAAAGGAUGUUAUCUCAGUGAAUGCUUCAGAAUUUUCAGAGGUUCAGAUUGCUCUUAACGAAGCUAAACUUAGUGAAGAGAAGGUGAAGUCUCAGUGCCAUCGAGUUCAGGAAGAAAAUGCUAGGCUUAAGAAGAAGAAACAGCAGCUGCAGCAGGAAAUCAAAGACUGGAGUAAAUCCCAUUCUGAGCUCAGCGAGCAAAUCAAAUCAUUUGAGAAGUCUCAGAAAGAUUUGGAAGUAGUUCUUACUCACAAAGAUGAUAAUAUUAGUGCUCUGACUAAUUGCAUUACACAGUUGAAUCGGUUAGAUUGUGAAUCUGAAUCUGCAGGUCAGAGCAAAGAAGGAAAUGAGUCAGAUGAAUUAGCAAAUGGAGAAGUAGGAGGUGACCAGAAUGAGAAGACGAAAAAUCAGAUUAAGCAGAUGAUGGACAUUUCUCGGACACAAACUGCAAUAUCAGUAGUUGAAGAGGAUCUAAAACUUUUACAAUUUAAGCUUAGAGCCUCGAUGUCAACUAAAUGUAACCUGGAAGACCAAAUAAAGAAAUUAGAAGAUGAUCGCAAUUCACUGCAGUCCGCCAAAGCUGGGCUGGAAGAUGAGUGCAGAACCCUGAGGCAGAAAGUGGAGAUUCUGAAUGAGCUCUAUCAGCAGAAGGAGAUGGCUCUGCAAAAGAAGCUGAGCCACGAAGAGUAUGAGCGGCGAGAGAGGGAGCAGCGGCUGUCAGCCGCAGACGAGAAGGCGGCCUUGGCCGCGGAGGAGGUGCAGACCUACAGGCGGAGAAUUGAAGAAAUGGAGGAUGAAUUACAGAAGACAGAGCGCUCAUUUAAAAACCAGAUUGCUACUCAUGAGAAGAAAGCUCAUGAUAACUGGCUCAAAGCUCGUGCUGCAGAAAGAGCUAUAGCUGAAGAGAAAAGAGAAGCUGCCAACUUGAGACACAAAUUAUUGGAAAUAACCCAAAAGAUGGCAAUGCUGCAAGAAGAACCAGUGAUUGUCAAACCAAGACCAGGAAGACCCAACACCCAAAACCCUCCAUGGCGAGGUCCUCUGAGCCAGAAUGGCUCUUUCGGCCCGUCUCCCGUGAGUGCUGGCGAAUGCUCCCCCCCGCUGCCUGCAGACCCUCCUGCGAGACCUCCGUCUGCUACGCUCAGUCGGAGAGAGAUGCCAAGAAGUGAAUUUGCAGAUCCAGGAUCGGGUGCAGCUCCUGCGGGGAACAGCAGCUCGAGAAGCUCUUCCCCGGCUAAGGUGGUGGAUGAUGGCAAGCAAACUGUUUCCCAAGAGCCUGAAGGGCCUGCAGCUCCCAGCAAUCCAUCUUUGGCUGAGCAUCCAGUGGCAGCUAAUAUGGCAGCAAAAGGGCCCCCUCCUUUCCCAGGGGUGCCCCUCAUGAGCUCCCCCAUGGGAGGGUCUCUACCACUACCACCGUCCAUCCGAUACGGACCACCUCCUCAACUCUGCGGGCCUUUCGGGCCUCGGCCACUUCCUCCACCGUUUGGUCCUGGUUUGCGCCCACCACUAGGCCUAAGAGAAUAUGCACCGGGCAUUCCACCUGGGAAACGGGACCUGCCUCACGACCCUCGAGAAUUUUUACCAGGACCCACACCUUUUAGACCUCUAGGCUCUCACGGCCCAAGAGAGUACUUUAUUCCUGGUACCCAAGUACCACCUCCAACCCAUGGUCCCCAGGAUUAUCCACCGUCACCUGUUGCAAAAGACGUACUGCCUUCUGGCUCUAGAGAUGAGCCCCCCGCUGCCGCUCGCGGCAGCAGCCAGGACUGCUCACCGGCUUUCAAGCAGAGCCCGUAACUGUGACUCUGACGUUAGUCUGAGACGAAGGAGACUGCACUGUUCAUUACAGUAACGGAUUUCACUGGCUUCAACAUCCAAAAGUUUAUUUUAAGAGGUUUGUUUUUAGAAAUAGCUGCUCUGGCAGUGUGCAUUUUUUGAGCCAAUUAAAAAAAUACCAUUUUCUCUCCCAAAUAAAAAUCACCUUGUAAGCUAGAGCCUCCUUACAACUUUGAAAUGUGCAAUAAAUAAAUAAAUAAAUACCUGUGUUUUAGUUAAUGUAGCAUAUGUAACUACUAAAUGAUUUAGAAUGUCAUGAAAAAUACAAACAUUUCCUGUGGAAAUGCUAUAAGAACAUGUAUUUCCAUUUAUUCUAUUUUUAAUGUACAACAGUUGAAUACAGAGCAAGAGUGUUUAUGAGCUUGUGUGGUUUUUUAAAAUAAUUGGUCAUAAAGACUUAUGCUAAAAAUGUUUACUAAAAGAUCACUAAACUAUCUCCCCUCUUGCUGAAGUUCUUUGUAGUAACAGUUCAUAAAACUUUGGUUAUUAAUAUUUUCCAAGUGUCCGUCGAUUCAUUGGAUUUUUCUCCUAAGAUGUGCCGUUUCGGAAACACAUAAACUCAUGCUUCCAGAACUGAAAACGGUGACUUGGCAGCACAUGGCCUUUUGCUCACUGCUUUGAGAGGUUCAACCCUAGUCACCUGGGAAGGCCACAACUGAGAUCUUCCUUUUCCUGUGAAAGUCAGUGGGCCCAUUUGUACAGCACUUGCAUGCUUGCUCGUGACUUUCAUUGCCUCGUGGAGAAUAGUUUCUUGAGUAUGAGUUUAUAUUAAUAGCAAGAGUUGUUUGACCUGAUGUUCUGUUGUUUUACUGGUAUUCCUACAUUAAAGGGUGCGUAACAGAAAAUUGAAGAUGUACUGUGACCAGAAAAGGCAAUUUCUUUUUAAAAAUGUACAGUCUGUUACCCUCAUACCUAGCCACUAAUUUUCAAAGAAUAUGGCAGAAAAGAUCCUAAGAGUAUAAUACUGUGAGAAUUAUUUGGAUUGUGAGGCUUGUAACAUGCCUUAGUUCACCAACCAGGGGCUGAACUGUUCUUUUUGACUGAUACUACUUCAAAAUUAAUAUUUGAACAUUUGCUGAUUUUUAAAAUAAUAAGCGCCAAUCUAAGAAGCUGGAAUUAAUACCCUAAAUAAGUCUUUUCAUACCCAUUACUAUACCAUGUCUUGUAAACAAUGUUUCUUGAGAACUCACUCUAGACACUUAUGAAGUAGUAACUUCAUAGCACAUUUUAAGUAGUUUGAGAUUAGAAUAAAUCAAGAUUAUAAAAGGCUGA